CGGACGGUUAACGCGCGGUCUUAAAGUUAUUUUUUAAAACGCAAUACCGUAAUGUGUAUUAUCAUAAAUCGUGGAGUCGGGUUAGCUCCACAUAUCCAGAGCUGCAUUCACCUCGUUGCAGUGGUAGCACACAGUCAUGGAUAGAUUAUGUUUUACCGUCAACGGUGUAAAAUGUCACGUGGGGUGCGAAGUGAGCUCGGAUGUGACAUUAUUGGACUACCUCAGGGACUAUUUAGAACUGCGCGGUACAAAGUACAUGUGCCGCGAGGGAGGCUGUGGUGCCUGCAUUGUCACUGCAACCAAGUCACACGGGGAGAGUCCCAUAUCAGUCAAUGCUUGCCUGGUGUCAAUAACGUCUUGCCAUAAUUGGGAUAUUAUCACCAUAGAACGAGUGGGUAACAGAAGAGAUGGUUAUAACCAAAUACAGAAAACUCUUGCUGAAUAUCAUGGCUCUCAGUGUGGGUAUUGCACUCCAGGUUGGGUUAUGGCAAUGUACAGCCUUCUUCAGAGUAGGAAAAAAAUUACUCAACUUGAAAUCGAGCAAUCGUUUGGAAGCAAUAUUUGUAGAUGCACUGGCUACAGACCGAUACUGGAUGCCUUUAAAAAGUUCGCAAGUGACGCUUCUAAACCUGUGAAAAUAUCAGAUAUUGAAGAUAUACAAAUAUGUCGAAAGACCGGUGCCAAAUGUGAUAGCCAAAACUGCGACGAAGAUGAUUGGUGUAUUGUAACUAAGGAUGAAUAUCGUAAUAUAUUUGAAAUAGACCUCAAAGAUGGUAAAUACUGGUACAGAGUUUCAACGGUGCAAGAUAUAUUUGACGUACUGAAGACCAAAGGAACUGAUUCCUAUAUGUUGGUGUCUGGGAAUACUGCUAAAGGUGUAUAUCCUAUUGAUGAUUAUCCAUUAGUGCUAAUUGACGUAUCUGGAGUACGCGAAUUAAAAGGUUGGAAAUUAGACCAAAACUUGGUCAUAGGAGCAGGUACAACGCUUACUGAACUGUUAGAAAUAUUCAAUAAAAUGAGUAAAGUAGAAUAUUUCAGUUAUUUGAAAGCUUUUUAUGAUCAUCUACAAUUAGUGGCUCAUAUACCUGUAAGAAAUUUGGCAUCAAUUGCUGGUAAUUUGAUGAUUAAACACCAGCACAGGGAAUUCACAUCUGACAUUUUUCUUUUACUUGAAACUGUCGGUGCUGAGUUGACUAUACGCCAUUACAGAGGAUUACAACAAUCCGUUUCCAUGCAACAAUAUCUAAGAUUAGAUAUGAGAGGAAAAGUCAUAUUAAAAAUUGCGAUUCCUCCAUUGCUGGAUAAUGAAUUCAAAAUUGUGACCUACAAAAUCUUGCCUCGGGCGCAAAAUGCCCAUGCCAUAGUCAACGCUGGUUUUCUAUACAGGCUGAAAUCAGACGGAAAAGUCCGCCAAUCGAGAAUAAUCUAUAGUGGUCUUGUUUCCCCUUCUACCAGAGCAACUUUAACCGAAAAAUUCAUAUUUGGAAAGAAACUGUUUACUAAUGAAACGUUGCAAGGAGCUGUACGAGUUCUAGAACAAGAACUUGUUGCUACACCAAAUCCACCCGAACCCUCGACAGAGUACAGAAAACGUUUGGCUUUAGGACUCUUUUAUAAAAGUUUGUUGACUCUUUGCCCAGUGGAGAAGCUCAAUACGCGAUACCGUUCCGGCGCAAUCAAAAUACAUUCCACUCGACCUGUAUCAGAUGGCAAACAAAUAUUUGAUACAAAUCCACCAAUGUGGCCCUUAACUCAGCCAAUACAAAAAGUAGAAGCAUUGAUACAAUGUUCAGGCGAAGCGCAAUACUCAGAAGAUUUACCAGCUUUUCCACAUGAAGUUUUUGCUGCAUUUGUUCUUACAACGGAAGGCUCAGGAACUAUUCGAGAUAUAGAUGCCAGUGAAGCUUUGAGUUUGCCUGGUGUUAUAGCAUUUUACACAGCGAAAGAUAUACCAGGUCUGAAUUCAUUUACCCCCAACGACAGUGUAUUAUAUUCAGCAAACGAAGAAGUUUUAUGUAACGGCGUAGUCCGCUAUUAUAAUCAACCCCUUGGAAUAAUAGUUGCUGAAACAAGGCAUUUAGCUGAUCGUGCGGCAAAAAUGGUUCGUGUCACAUACAAAAAUGUAAAAAGACCCAUCAUUGACAUAAAUGAAGCUAAAAACGAUCCUUUAAGAUUAAUGCAAUAUGCUUCCACACAAGCAACGGAAAAGGGAAAUGAUGUGGCACAUGUUAUAAGAGGUGCUAAUUCCAUAUAUCAACAAUAUCAUUUUAUGAUGGAGACUUUGGUGUGCGUCACGAGACCCUCGGAACAAGGUCUUGAGGUAUUUAGUGCUACCCAAUGGAUGGAUGGAACACAAAUGAUGAUAUCCCGAGCAUUGAAAAUGGAUUCAAACAGCAUUGAUGUGUAUGUAACGCGACUUGGUGGUGCAUAUGGUAUUAAAAUUUCACGUUCUACACAACUGGCGGUAGCAUCUAGUCUUGUGGUUACAAAAUUAAACAGACCAUGCAGGAUGAUACAAGCUUUGACGACCAAUAUGAGGGCUGUCGGAAAGAGAAUGCCGUGUUCAAAUGAAUUCGAAGUUGGGGUUGACAAAACCGGGGUCAUUCAAUAUAUAGACUAUCAAUUAUUUCAAGACAAUGGUUACAGGAUUAAUGAAACUUUGUCCCAACUUGGAGUUGAUGUUCAUUAUAACGCUUACAGAAAUUCAAGGUGGAAGUUCACUGGACAAAAUGUCGUAACCGACACUCACAGUAACACAUGGUGUCGUGCGCCUGGUACUUUUGAGGCAAUAUCUAUGGCCGAACACGUUAUAGAGCAAAUUUCCUAUGAAAUCUCUUUGGAUCCUGUGGAAGUUAGAUUGGCAAAUUUGGAUACAGAAAGAUUUAACGAAGUAAAAGAGAUGUUUGAAACAUUGAAAUCAAAUUCUAAUUACAAUGAAAGAAAAUUGGCUGUUGAUAAAUUUAACACUCAAAAUAGAUGGAAAAAAAGAGGUUUAAGAGUAGCUUUUAUGAGGUGGUCGCCUUCGGGAGCCCCUCGUUUCGAUGCCAAUUUAUCUGUAUAUCAUGAAGAUGGAACAGUAGUCAUCACCCAUUCUGGUAUUGAAAUGGGUCAAGGAUUAAAUACAAAAGCACUACAAGUAGCAGCAUAUUUCCUUAAGAUACCACUCGAAAAGAUUAAAAUAAAAGGCAAUAAUACAAUUAUAGGACCUAACGCUUUUAUAACUGGUGGUAGUAUCGCCAAUCAGAACAUAGGGAUUGCUGUACAGAGAUGUUGUGAACAAUUAUUGGCAAGAUUGGAACCUAUUAAGGCUAGCAUGCCACAGGCAAAUUGGGAACAAAUAAUCAAAACUGCUUACGAUUCAGACGUUGACUUGCAAUCACACGGUUUCGUCAAUACUGCUGAUAUUCAACAAUAUGACGUAUGUGGAGUUGCGUUCGCUGAAGUUGAGGUUGAUAUUUUAACAGGUGAACACGAAAUAAUAAGAGUUGAUUUAAUUGAAGACCCAGGGCGAAGUAUAAGCCCAGAAAUUGACAUAGGCCAGGUUGAAGGCGCAUUCAUAAUGGGUGUCGGAUACUGGACAUCUGAACACAUUGUGUUUGAUCCUAAUAAUGGGGAAAUUCUAACUGAUCGUACGUGGAAUUACCACGUACCCCAAGCUAGAGAUAUACCACAGGACUUUAGAAUAUAUCUAACAAAGAAGUAUCCUAGUUCUGAACAAAUACUGGGAACAAAAGCUAUUGGAGAGCCUCCUUUGUGUCUCUCAGUUGUUAUACCAUUUGCGAUUCGAGAAGCUAUCGUAUCUGCACGGUUGGAUUCUGGAAUUCCUACUAAUAAAUGGUUUCGCAUUGAUGGACCUUACACGUUGGAAAAAAUUUGCUUAGCCGCAUCGACCAAAGUGGAUGACUUCAAAUUUUACUAGCAUGUUUAGUGAUCGGACAUUAUGUAAUAUUGUUUCAAAUUCGAACUUUAUUUAUUUCACCGCGCGUUUUUUAUUCUCGCCUAUUAUAUUGCGUGGCCAGAAUUACAGAUAGUAUGUAUCAGAAAACACAACAGAAAAUCCGCUUCGCAUCACAUUUAAUUUGCAUUAACUCACAAAUUAUUAUGCCGCGCGAUUUUUUUACUACGCGUGCUCUUACAAUGAUUCAAUAUGAAGCAGAAUUACAAGAAAAUAGGAAAAAAUAUAAACUACUUAUUGCUCGGCAACAAAAGGAUCGUCCAUGGUCAGGAACUAUGGAUAUAGGUUUCAUCACAAGAAUUAAAACGCGCUGUGAAAUGUCGCAAUGCGGAGAGGCCCUAACUGAUUAGCUUAAGAGCCAGUGGACGGCUACCUGUAUGGUAUUUGACCAGACCCGGGGUUUUGUACAGUGAGGUCAUACCAUAUACCUACCAUAUAUGAGAUGGGGGUUCACUAAGCCCCACCUGGUGGACGCGGCGCGCGCUCAGGUAAGACCGGUAUCGAUUUUUGGCGAAUUUGAAAUGCAUUUGACCACGUCUGCCGUUUUGAUAUUUGAAAAUAUAUUAUGAUUAUCAUCUAAAAAUAACAAUGGCAGACCAUUAUCGCGCAUUUAGCAUAGUGGCAGACAGUUUUGAAAGUGUUGAAAAAAUUAAAUUUUGAAAUUAAUUGACCAGAUCUGCCAUUGAUAUAUUUUAUUUAUUAGGGUCUUAAAAACUAAUAUUCAUCACGGCAGACGGCUUCAUUGCGUACACACUUCAGCAGACAAUAAAAUCUUAGCUACUAUCCGGUCAUAUGUAUAAUAUAUACAUAUAUAUAAAGUUCCCAAUUUUCCAUCAAUAUGAUUUACUUUAUUACUGCAUCCAUAAAAAAAUAAAAUUUAAUUUUGUAAAUUAUGUACUAAAGCUGAUGACUUUGAUGACAAGAAAGUGAAUAUAUUUCGGAAGAAUCUCAAAUAUUAAGGUAUGUUGCAGAUAACAAAUAAUCAUUCAAAUAUUCAUUUAAUUUUCUUCUUUUUAUUUAUUUAAGACAAAAUUUGAAAAAAAAUAUAAAUCGUGCAUGCUUUACAAUUUUUUUUUUCCUACUAAUUUCAAUCUUCAUUUAUCGUCAUCGGAGUCAUGUCUGUCGUGGUGUAACUCGUCUUCACCGUCCGUAGAAUCGGAAUCUGUGAAAAUAAGACAUUAAUUAUAAAAUAAAAAUAAUUGGAAAAGUGAUCCGAACAUAUUCGAUAAAAAUUAAUUAUUAUGAACUAACCAGGGACUUCGGUGAUUAAGUCACUCACAGAAGUUGGGAGUUCACCUUCGAACCAUUUGAAUACAAAUUUGUCGUCCUGCUUAAUCCAACUCUAAUGGAUCCAAUGUGGUAGGCUACUUCUUAUAAGCAUUUUUUUUAACUUUUACUAUUUAUAAUAUAUAAUAUUACUAUAUCCCUCCACAUAACUGAAGGCGCUCUCAGGUAUAAAACCCGAUUUAUUUGAAUGCUGUAAAUGUAUCUAUAAAAGAAAAUACUAUAGGCUAGAAUGAGUACAAUACUAAUCCAUAGAGGAAAAAAAGAAAGAUAGCUAUAAACAGUCUAUGCAUACAUCUGACCGGAUAGUAGUUAAGAUUUUGUUGUCUGCUGAAGUGUGUACGCAAUGAAGCCGUCUGCCGUGAUGAAUAUAAGUUUUUUAAACCCUAAUAAAUAAAAUAUAUCAAUGGCAGAUCUGGUCAAUUAAUUUCAAAAUUUAACUUUUUUCAACACUUUUAAAACUGUCUGCCACUAUGCUAAACGCGCGAUAAUGGUUUGUCAUUGUUAUUUUUAGAUAAUAAUAAUAAUAUAUUUUCAAAUAUCAAAACGGCAGACGUGGUCAAAUGCAUUUCAAAUUCGCCAAAAAUCGAUACCCGUCUUACCUGAGCGCGCGCCGCGUCCACCAGUUGGGGCUUAGUGAACCCCCAUCUCAUAUAUGGUAGGUAUAGGGGCCUCACUGUACAAAACCCCAGGUCUGGUCAAAUACAUACACAGGUAGCCGUCCACUGGCUCUUAAGCUAGAUGCUUCGUCCAUCAAAAUGGUUUCAUUUCUAGACUGAUUCGAGAUGUUAUAAGACAUAAUUCACUAUUGAUUUAAAACGAAUAUAAUAAUAAUAACAUAUUAUGUCAAUAUAUGAAUAGACCGUUCAUUUCAUGUUAAGAAUUAAUGUAAUACAUAUUAUUACAUUUAUGUUGUAACAUACCUAUCUAUUGUAUUGAAAAUAGUUAAAUAAUUUAAUUACGAUUAUAUAAGCAGUUUGUUUCUAGUAAUCAAAUGUUCUCUUUUUUCCUCGAUGUAAUGUAAUGUUAAUGUUUUUAUUUGAAAAGUUUCAGAAAACGGCAUAUUUGUAAUUAGAAUAAAAUAUUUUUUCUAAUGCGCACAUUACACAGAAUUUUAUUAUUUUUUUCCAAAAUCUCACAGAUCCGCCUCCGCGAAGGAAGAGCUCCGUACCCACUACUAAAAACGUACAAAAUAAAUGUGUUCUAACCAUAGAUUUAGUAAGAGUGAGGAAAAGAUAUAUCAUGCCCAAUCACAAUCUCACCAGGUAAAAAAUGACGCAACAUGAUGUAGGGUAAAGGCGGGAUAGAUGCGGGAUAGCAGAACCAUGCCAAGAACAUACAAAAGAAAGGCAGCAGUUCGAGCUCGAGUAUGUUCUUGGACUACAGAACAAUUGCAGUCAGCUUUCGACGAAAUGGAUAGAAGUACCAUGGGGAUAAACGCAAUAUCCCGACAGUUUGGGAUUCCAUCAAGAACAUUGCGAAGACGUUAUGCUGCUCGAAAUACAACUAAGCAGACACUGGGAAAACAUCCUAUCUUGGAUUUUGACAACGAAAAAAGGCUAGUAAAGCACAUUCUAAAGCUUGGGCAUGCAGGAUUUCCCCCAAAUAGACAAUCCAUACGUAUGUUAGCUUACCAAUUUGCUGAAAAGUUAGAGCUAAAACAUAAUUUUGACCACGAAAACGAAAUGGCUGGAGCUGCAUGGUUUAAAAGUUUUAUUGAACGAAAUCCAGAGCUUUCUAUUAGACAAGCUGAAGGUUUAUCUGUGGCUAGAGCCAAGGGCCUGAGUAGAGAAGAAGUAAAUAACUUCUAUGAUCUUUUAAUCAAAGUCUUGACUGAAAAUGAUCUGUUAGAUAAACCGGAAAGAUUAUACAAUAUGGAUGAAUCCGGAAUCCAAUUGAAUAAUAAACCUGGAAAAGUCAUAGCUAAAAAAGGUGCCAAAGUCGUCAAUUCAGUCACAUCUGCCGAGAGAGGUGAAACAAUGACAAUCGUUGGCUGUUGCAAUGCAAUUGGUAAUUUUCUUCCACCAGUUCUUAUAAUAAAAGGUGUUAAUAAGAAACCUGAAUUUCAAGAUGGACUUCCAAUGGGCUCAACAGUAUAUAUGAAUAAACAAUCGGCAUAUAUAAAUGCUUUGCUUUUCGAUAAAUGGCUAACAGAACAUUUCAUCCCUCUGAAGCCCCAUGGUAAAGUUUUGCUUAUUUUAGACGGUCACUCAUUACACUCAAGUGCACCAAAUAUGCUGCAAGCUGCUGCAGAUAACGAAAUAAUUUUAUUGUGUUUACCUAGUCACACAACUUCAGCUUUACAACCUUUAGACAGAUCAGUAUUUGGGCCAUUUAAAACCUACUUCAACCAAGAAACUAAUCAAUUUAUGCGCCUUAAUCCAAAUAAAAAGAUCAGCCGUUACAACGCAGGUAAGCUUAUACGCAAUGCUUGGAUUCGCGCUGCCACUCCUGCAAAUGCUCUUGCUGGAUUUAGAGGUAGCGGUAUUUAUCCAGUUGACCGAAAUGCUUUGCCAGAUACUACAUUUCUGAUAUCCGAUGCUGUAUUGGAUAGCGAAAAUCCUGGCACUUCUCGUGACAGACUUCUACUUCUGUAGUUUUUCAUAUAGAGCUGGACAAUCAAAACGAAAAUAUUUCUGAAUAUGAACAAAAUAGGACGACACCAAAUCUGAUGCAGAUUCAAAUUGACAAAGAAUCUCCUAGUCUCUUGAUAGAUCCCGAUAUUUUAGAAGAUAUUAGUAUUUUUGACAUUGGUGAUUCUACAAUUGCAGAGAUUUUAGGCAGUAAUAUAGAAUCAGAAACACCUUCAAAAAUUCUAAUAGAAGCAUCACCUAUACCAAAAAUUCCUUUGGCCAUGUCUAAGAGGGCGAAACAGUCAGCAGAUAUUUCGAAUUCAAACGAGAAUAUAAAACACAAAAAAUAUAUGGCUGAAAGAAAGAAAAAACAAAUAAAAACUAAGUUAGACAAGAAAAACAAGACUGAACCUACCAAAGCAAUAAGAGAACUUAAUAAAACAAAGAAAGGAACCAGCAACAAAGAACGAAAACAAAAAAAACAAAAACAUUGUUUUAGUGACAACGAUGUUGAUGACUUAUGUGAUGGUUUAUGUGAUAAAGAAAAUGAUAAUUAUUUAAAAGUUAACAAGAGUCGCAAAAAACUAAAACGGCGAAUUAUUUACAGUUCAAACAGUGAAGAUGAAGACAAUUCACCUCACUAUAAGAUUAAGGGAAAGAAAACUAAAGGUUUGCCGGUAAAGAGCACUAAAAGAGAUGAACAGGAUAAGCCUAAAGAUACGAAUAAAGAUAACUGCGUAGAAUGUUUUGAAAACUAUAAACAAACGAAGUCCAAAUCCGACUGGAUUCAAUGUGUACAGUGUCAGAACUGGCUACAUGAAACCUUUUCACUUUCACACUUUUCAAAAAUUAUUACUCAAGAUGUGGAAAACUAAAAGCACUAUCCGACUAAGCAUCAUUUAAGUAGGAUUACAAAAUGAAGAUCUUUAUUGUGUUGUUUUAAUUUAAGAAAACAUAAUGACUUUUAUGAUUACCUAUGCAUGUUGAAACUUAUAGGUAAACCGCUUCAUUGAGAAUUCGCCUGCGGGGCACAGGGGAGCGGUCUACCUAUAAUAACUAAUUAAUAUUUUAUAAGAAAAAAUUAUAAUUUUUAUUUCAGUAUGGUUAUUUAUUUGAUCUCAAUUUAUGUAGAAUUAAGUAUAUGCUAACGAUGAAAAUUAAAAAAAAAAACUGCAAAAUGCUUUUCAUUAUUAGGCCCAUGUUUCUUGGAAACAACUUCUGUUAAGGUUAAUACCUUAAUUGUUUCAAUAAAGAUCUUCACUUGUUAACUUUUAAAUAGAAAGCUAAUGCUUUCUACUGCUAAAACACCAAUUGUCCUCAAAACCUCAUAAAAGUUUGGUCGAGUAUUUUAAUUAUACAGUAUGAAGGGCGUCUAUCCACAAAACAAGAGUUCCACAAAAACCAAAAAUUUGCAAAAUCUGUAAUUUGUAGGGCCAAAAAUACAAAUCACAGUUAAACAGAAAGGAUUAAACUACUCAAAUUCAUAGACAUUAUUGAUAUAAAAAUGUUUUUUUUUAAUUAGGCGGAUAUUUCAAAUAGUGUGGCAUCUAUCCCGCCUUUACCCUAUGUAUAACAAGCAGCUGCCCGCGACUACGUCCACAUUAACUUUGUUUUUUUAGAAUCCCAUACGAACCUACCACUUUUCCGAGAUAAAAGUCUCACUCCAGGUCAUAAGCUAUAUCCGUACCAUAUUACAUCCAGAAUUCGUUCCGUGUUUUUUGCGUGAUUGAGCAACAAACAUACAAAUUUUCACAUUAUAAAUGUGAACAUUAGUAAGAUGAUGGUGUUGUAAAAUAGUUUAGUAGUUUAAGGAUUACAGGCUCUAUAAUAUCUACUAAAUAUCACUAAUGGUUUCCUCU
This is a messenger RNA of Chilo suppressalis (striped riceborer), 9671 nucleotides long. The record is from the annotation of a GenBank genome assembly. NCBI's taxonomy places the organism in Eukaryota, Metazoa, Arthropoda, Insecta, Lepidoptera, Crambidae.